AUGAGACGUCUUGACGAGAACCGAGACAUCAACGGCCACCCCGAGGACGACAUCAAGCGGCAGAGGUCGCAGUACAACGGCGACCAGCUCUACUCGAACCUCUGGUCCGGCAAGUGGAGCCUGAAGGACGAGCACAAGCUGCUGUCGGAGCUGGGCGCGGGCGGCGGCGGCGGCAACGCCAACACCUCGCCGUACUACGACCCGCACUCGUUCGCCGCGGGCGCGCCCGCCACGGACAUCUACGACUCGCUCCAGCCCGGCCUGCAGCAGCAGUACAGCACCAGCUCGUUAGCAGGCACUGGGUCGCUCACCCCCCUGGCCCCCAUCAGCAUGCAGGACAUGAAGCUGGGUCCUGGACUCGGGCUGGUGUUAGAGGCGCCGGGACUGUCUCCCUAUCACACAGAGGGGAGCCCGUACACCGUGUCGGGCACCGUGCCCGGCGUGGGGGUCCCCGGCGCCGAGGACCCCCCGCCGCCGCUGUCGCCGGACCCCGCGCUCACCGUGCUGCAGCCCGCCCCCGGCUCCCCGCCCCCGGUGGGCGGCGGCGCCGCCUCCGCGGGCGCGACCCCGGUGCCCCACGAGCCGGCCGCCCUCUACCCCACCAUGCUCCCCAGCUUCACCCACUACGUGACGACAGGUGGUGGUGGCGUGGCGGGCGUGGUGGGCGGCGAGUACGCCUACACCUCCCCCUACUCGCAGUACACGUCGAGCUACGGCGGCUACUCGUACGGCGCCGGGGGGUCUCUCCUCAGCACGCCGUUCUACUACAACCAGGGCGUGGUGCAGCAGCAGCAGCAGCAGUCGCAGGGCGCCCAGGCCCAGGCCGGCCGCGUGGAGCUGGGCGGCGAGCUGGACGCCAAGUCCCCCCUGGCCGCCACUAGGGCCAACUCGGGGGCGUCGGCGGCCUCGCCCACGGGCUCGGCGUGCAUGAAGCAGUGCACCAAGCAGGAGCCGAGCAUGCAGGCCUCGGCGCUCGGCACGCCGACGGCCGCGGCCGCCCCGGGCCUCGACGCGCAGGGCAUGCUGCUCUAGACAUAUCCACAACGACAGACGGGGGCGGACGGGCAGGCCCUGGCCGGCGACCCUGGCCGGCGACCCUGGCCGACGACCCCGGCCGACGACCCCGGCCGACGACCCCGGCCGACGACCCCGGCCGACGACCCCGGCCGACGACCCCGGCCGACGACCCCGGCCGACGACCCCGGCGGACGACCCUGGCUGGCGACCCUGGCCGACGACCCUGGCCGACAACCCUGGCCGACGACCCUGGCCGACGACCCUGGCCGACGACCCUGGCCGACGACCCUGGCCGACGACCCUGGCCGACGACCGCGGCGGACGACCCCGUCGGACGACCCCGUCGGACGACCCCGUCGGACGACCCUGGCCGACGACUCUGUCGGACGACCAUGGCCGACGACACCCUCCCGGCCCCCAGCCCCGCGCCCGUUACGAAACCAAAGAAAGUGCAAAGCUAGAGGCGGCGAACCCCGCCUUGUGAUAUAACCAGAGCGAUCGAAACCAAAAAAGUUUAUACGUUCACCGUGAACCUGCCGCUGUUUAAAACGAAAGACUGUUUUGUAUAAAAAGUGAAAAGUGUACCCUUUGACUUUCGGUGGAACAAAACGUGUAUAGUAUUGUGAACUACUUAGGUUGACUUCUUAAUAUUAUUAUUAUAUUGCUAGCUAUAUCUUUCAUCAUCCUGUACAAAGAAAAAAAAUAAGAAUAUUGUAAAUUUGAAAGUGUGUUUAUUUGUUUAAAGAGAUCUAUAUACAUACAUGCAAUGAGUUUUGCAAACAGCUUUUGAUCAAGGGAAUCCAGCUUACUGCAGCAACUAUUUUUGAAAUGCUGUGCAGUACCAGCUGGAUUUAAUUGAAACAUAUUGUGUAUCUCAGUAGGUAUAAGGUUUCAUUCUUAUGCAUAGGAUUGUUUCUUACUAGAAGAACCAAAGAUUUUAUUGUUACUCCGUCUGAACUUGUGCACUUGCUCACUUGUACAGUCCAAAUGCACGCAUGCAGACUUUACAGCAUUGCACCACCAAGCUUUCUAUAGACAUGUUUUUUUAUUAUUUUAACAUCUGCAAUAAUGUUCAAGAAAUUGAAUUGUGUUGUGAUGCAAUUGUUGAUAUUGUUGUUUAUCUAGACCGUGGGGUUAAGCCAAUAAUUUGUUUUAAUCAUGACGUAUUUCUUCUUUAUUACAUAAUGCUCAAGUGCUUUGUGCUUUUUAUACCUUUUUUUAAAAAAAAGAAUACUUAUUUAUUUAAAUGUUUUGUUCGUAAUUUUAACUGCCACAAAAUCAAUAUAUGCCUAGAUAAGAAUACUUUGUCACAACGAUACAUGUGGCCGAAUCCAAAGGGCAUACAGUUGUUUAAACCAGUGCAAUGAUAUUUAAUUUGGAUUGUCUUCUGGAGCUUACUGGCACUCCUCACUAGUCAGAAAGGGAAACCAUGAACCAUGAGACCCCCUAAAAUAUGUGAGAAUUUUUAAUGAAAUGGUUUGUAUUGACCACAUUUGUAAUAAUGAGACUAAAAGCACUAGGGACGGCAUUUGGACAUUUCAAC
This is a messenger RNA of Frankliniella occidentalis (western flower thrips), 2560 nucleotides long. RefSeq lists its product as uncharacterized. The record is from RefSeq and is a predicted model, not a curated record. The coding region runs from base 1 to 1032 and encodes 343 amino acids. The transcript has 7 exons. NCBI's taxonomy places the organism in Eukaryota, Metazoa, Arthropoda, Insecta, Thysanoptera, Thripidae.